Messenger RNA from Rasamsonia emersonii CBS 393.64, 747 nucleotides. RefSeq names its product Glycoside hydrolase. The coding region runs from base 1 to 747 and encodes 248 amino acids. Lineage: Eukaryota; Fungi; Ascomycota; Eurotiomycetes; Eurotiales; Trichocomaceae. The record is from RefSeq and is a predicted model, not a curated record. Gene Ontology annotation, biological process: glucan catabolic process. Gene Ontology annotation, molecular function: hydrolase activity, hydrolyzing O-glycosyl compounds. The transcript has 5 exons.
AUGCUUCCGCUCGUAGCAUUCCUCAGCUUUGCAGCUGCAGUCCGCAGCGCAACGACUCUCAUCCCCACAUCUUGUUUCGACUCUUAUUCCGCGCUGGAAGAGUACUUUGAAUAUCUGUACCCAUGGGGCUCCGACCACAACGGUUCUGCACGAAUGGUUGGCAACUCCACCGACCAUGAGUACAUCGCCAUCGAGCCCCCCGGAACCCUCACUCUGAUCGCAAAGCCAACCAGUGGCCAGCCCCCCACGAGCAGUGGCAUAGCCAUCCACUAUCUCUCUGGCACGGUACAUGCGGCGCAGACGUUCACGGUCAGCGCAGGCUCCGGAUUCGACUUCCAGGCGGAGUUCCAGGCUCCGACAGCCAGAGGGACAUGGCCUGCUUUCUGGCUGACUGGGGUGGACUCGUGGCCGCCUGAGAUUGAUAUCGCUGAGUGGAAGGAUACUGACAGUUUGGCAGGAGACGGCGAUAUUUCUUUCAAUACGUUUAAUACUUCUUCAGCCGUCGAGGCAGUGAACGUCCCGUACAAUUCGCCAGAUGACUUCCACACCGUUAAAGCGGAAAUCCGUGACGAGGACGGAAGUAACAUCUCGGUCAAGUUCUACCUGGAUGAUUCGCUGGUCACGACCCAGUAUGGGGCAGACUAUGUCGGCAAGCCUCUGUAUUUGAUCAUUGAUCUGCAAAUGGAAGGAUCCAGUGGCUCUCCUGGGCCGACUACUGCAAGCAACAUGCAUGCGUGCAAUGGCUAA